Molecule: messenger RNA, 2622 nt
Organism: Eimeria necatrix
Lineage: Eukaryota; Apicomplexa; Conoidasida; Eucoccidiorida; Eimeriidae
Exons: 1
Coding region: 1-2622 (873 amino acids)
Source: RefSeq, a predicted model, not a curated record
AUGCUGGAGCCCCAUUUGCUGCUGGACUUUCUUCGUGCUGCAGAUGGCAGCUACGACUACGACCAAGCCUACGCGUUGCUGCUCCAGGAGCGGCAGCAGCAGCAGCAGCAGCAGCAGCAGCAGCAGCAGCAGCAGCAGCAGCAGCAGCAGCACCGGAAACGGGACAGUUCUGCUGCUCCAUCAUGCGAUGGUCCAGCACAGGCGACAGUAGAUGCGACGCCCGCAGCAGCAGCAGCAGCAGCUGCUGCUGCUGCUGCUGCUGCUGCUGCACCAUCGGGGGCAGAAGCAAACGCCAAAACAGCAGCAGCAGCAGCAGACACGGCAUCAGUAGCCGAAACCGGAGCAGUAGCCGAAGCAGCAGCAGCAGCAGAGGCAGCAACAACAGCUGAGGAAGCAGCAGAAGCAGCAGCAGCCGACGAGACGCCGGCAGCAGCAGAAGCAGCAGCAGCAGACGAGCCAGCAGAAGCGACCGAAGCACCAGCAGCAGCAGCCGAGACAGCAGCAGCAUGCAAAGCAGCAGCAGCGCCAGGGGACGCAGCAGCAGCAGGCGAAACAGCAUCGACAGGAGGAGCAGCAGCAGACGCAGCAGCAGCAGACGCAGCAGCAGCAGACGCAGCAGCAGCAGACGCAGCAGCAGCAGACGCAGCAGCAGCAGACACAGCAGCAGCAGACGCAGCAGCAGCAGACGCAGCAGCAGCAGACGCAGCAGCAGCAGACGCAGCAGCAGCAGACGCAGCAGCAGCAGGCGCUCCCGAAGACAUGCUGCAGAGUUUGCGAACUUGCUUCUCUUCAUUGAAGCCUGAAGUCCCUCGUGCUGCUGCAUUUCUGCUGCAGCGGCUGGGCAGAGCAGCAGAAGCUGUGCUGCUGCUGCUGCUGCGCUGCAGCGACGUGGAAGCAGCAGUGCAGGUGGCAGAGGAGGCGCAGGCAGCAGCAGCAGCAGCAGCAGCACUCCCCUUUCAGCAGCAACUGGCUCCGCCGCCACACGAGAGCUGGGACCAACAACCGCAGCAGCAGCAGCAGCAGCAGCAGCAGCAGCAGCAGCAGCAGCAGCAAAUUGAGGACCCCAGCGGGGGCUUGUGGACUCUUAUUGUGGCUGUCUGCAGCAAACGCAGCUGCCUUCUUGUUGAUUUGCUGCAGGCCCUAGACAGGGCCCCCCUGCUGCAGCAGCAGCAGCAGCAGCAGCGCGGCGGCGGAAGCUUUGCUGCAGAUCUAGCAGGAGCAGCAACAGCAGCAGCAGGUGACAAACCGUCAGCUUUCCGUGUGCGAAGCAGCAGCAGCAGCAGCAGCAGCAGCAGCGGCAGCAGCAGCAGCGGCAGAGGGCUCACAAGGUGGUACUUGCUGCCGUUAUCCCUUGGGCAGCAGCUGCUGCAGCUGGUUCCGGGGCCUGCGCAGCAUUUGCUGCCAGCAAUUGAGCGCCGUGUUGCGCUGCUGCUGCAGCAGCAGCAGCUGCUGCUGGAGGUGCAGCAGGCAGCCUGCGAGUGCAUGCAAGCGGAGAAGGAAGUGCUGCAGUGGGAGCUUUUCUUCCGCAGACGCAGGGGCGUCACCAUCAACAGCAGCAGCAGCAGCAACAGCAGCAGCAGCAGCAGCAGCAGCAGCAGCAGCAGCAGCAGCAGCGACUUCGGCGCAGCAGUGAAGGGGCAGCUGAGGCUGCAGCUAGAGCACGCUGCAGCUGCCUCUCCACAAGCACGCAAGCAGCUAAAGGCAGCACGAGCAGCAGCAGCAGCAGCAGCAGCAGCAGCAAGAGGGACUAAGACUCCGCUGCAGCUCUGGGCAGGCCCCAGCAGUGCCCCAAUUAGCCUGGCUCCAGCUUUGCUGCAGCCGCCCUCUGCAGCAGCAGCAGCAGCAGCAGCAGCAGCAAUGGGCCGGCCCAGCGCUUCUCCGCGGCGGACUCAAAAGAUGUCAGCAGCAGCUCCUGGUGCUGCUGCUGCAGCUCCGUCGGCAGCACGGACUGCAGCAGCAGCAGCAGCAGCAACAGGUGCAGCAGCAGCUGCUGCUGCACUUAGCGAACCCAGGGGCCCCAGCCAGCGAAACUCCCUGAGGAGCUGCUGCGCUAUUUGCUGCAGGCCUCUUGCUGCUGCUCCUAGUAAUCGGACUGAGUUUCAUUUGCCUUCCAAAGCAGCAGCAGCAGCAGCAGCAGCAGCAGCAGCAGCAGCACAUGAUGAUUCAGACGCAGCAGUGAACACGCCGCGUGCUGCUCCUGGGGGGUCGCCGCAGCAGACAACCCCAAGAACCUUCGCUGCAGCAGCAGCAACUGCGCCGGCAGCAGCGGUUGCUGCUGCUGCUGCUACUGCAGCAGAAUUGGAACAGGAGCAGCAGCAGCAGCAGCAGCAGCAGCCGGAGAAGAUCGUGGUAUUUUGGUGCGGCCACUGCAUGCACAGCAGCUGUUGCGAACGGAGCAACGGCUACCUUGAAAACAGCAGCAGCAACAGCAGCAGCAGCAGCAGCAGCAGCAGCAGCAGCAGCAGCAGCAGCAGCAGCAGCACCGCCUCCGAUGACAUGAAGCUGUCUUGUGCUUUGUGCGCAUUUGCUGCUUCUGCUGCUUGGAGGGGGACGUGGGGCCCCGUUGGCUGCUGGGGAGCAGCAGCAAACAGCUGCCUUGCUGCUCUCCCCGCAGACAGCUAG